Molecule: messenger RNA, 3474 nt
Organism: Hypomesus transpacificus
Lineage: Eukaryota; Metazoa; Chordata; Actinopteri; Osmeriformes; Osmeridae
Exons: 3
Coding region: 1725-2849 (374 amino acids)
Source: RefSeq, a predicted model, not a curated record
UUAAUAAUUGGCACUAAUGCUAGUGCAAGGUUCAGACUCACUCACAAGAUACACGUUUAAGAAAACAGAAUUGGGCUACACGCUAAAGCCAUUGACAGUGGGCAGGUCAUUGAAGCUUACAUUAGACAACUCUCUCAACAAUUCGAUUUUUUCCAAUCAAAUUUUGUAAAUUUUUACUAUUUUUUAUCAGUGCUUUGGGCUUUCUGAAUAAAUAACGCCGACCAGAGACCAUACUGACUGGAACAAACAAAAAAUCCGGACGUCAUCAAAAUGGAUCCUCUGCAGUAAGUAAAGGUUAUGUGUUUCUCAUAAUGAGCAAGAUUUCUAGAGAAGAGCAUGUUGUUUUAAUAAUUCAAAGUUUUUAAUAUUAACAUUUAGGCAUCAUAUAUCUGCUACUUUUGGAAAAUGACAUAGUUUGUCAUUUAGUCUUUUUUUUUGUUUUUGUUUUUUGUCAAGUGUAUGUUUGUCAUACGUAGAUGUAUUUCAUUGUUUCGGGACUUUUAUUUCCUGUAUGACUGCCUUCAGUUGUUUUUUAAUACAUUUUAGUAUAAGAGGGGUGAAGCAGAACUUGUGAAGGUCCAAUCUGUAAACACGUUCAAAUAAUGUAGGCGUUCGUGUCAGUGUUCUGUUGCUUUAUGAAAAUGUUACAGUUUGUCAUAUCUAGAUGUUCUUCUAAUGUUUUGUCUUUUUAAUUCCUACAGAGUCACAGAGAAUAGAUGCCAAUAACAGAUGUAGACAAAGACUCAAAGUAUCUUGGUAACUAAUGUUAUAGCGGGGUGUGGUCGUUUAAGAAUAGAUAUACUUAAUAUUAUAUAUAUAUAAGUAUUUAGUUAACGGGGCACCACCUUGAUAUUUGGUUUGGGAACCAAGGCAAUCUGUGUGUGAACAUGAGAGCACACUGACAGGAGACAGUGAGGGGAAAGAGAGGAGUUGAGCUGUGCUCAUCUUCAUCCGUACUUUGGCUAUGACUGACACCAGAAGAAAGAUGAUUACAGAAAGGUAGGAGUUGAGAUGUGGUCUUCUUCCACUGAACCUUAGUUAUGUCUAACUCCAGUUAUGUUGCCCUGCACAGGGAUCAGACAUCUGAAUAUCUGGAGCCUCCUCAGAGACAAGCUGAUGCCUCAGACAUUCCUGGACAACAUCCAUCAUCAGAGAACGGUGGAGGCAACAUCAUACAACCACAUGUUGGAGGGAGAGGCAGCGCCGAGUGAGCGGGGCCUGGCCGUGCUCGAACAGGGAGAGUGAAGAGCCUUUGAAUAACAACAUAAGCCAGGUUUUCCCAUGUGCUCCUCUCUCUUCAUGCCUGGUCAUUUGUCCAUACAAAACCGGUCGCUCUGCUUUGAUGCUUAUCGCUGACGUGUCAUUGGCCCAGCGGCAAAAUAGGGAAAUUAAAGGGGAUUUGUUGUUGUUGAAGUUACUUUUUUUUCCAUUGAAAAGACUCACUCAUCAGUGAGGUUCUGUUUCUGUGCUGUCUAUAGAACUGCGAUUAAAGCUCCCAUAGAUUUACAUUUAGUCAUUUAGCAGACACUCUUAUCCAGAGCGACUUAAUCAUAUUAUAGAUCAUAUUUAGCACAAUAAUAAUUGUGACAACGCAGUCACAAUUCCCAUCAGUCAAGCUAGUGGCUUCAACAUUCCUGAAUAGACAUCCAACGGAAACAGGACAGGACCAGAUUAAUAUUUUGCCUCAAGUCGAUCAAUCAUUGAAAGGUAUCAAAAAAGAAAUAAUGAGGAAUAUUCUUAGAUUUAUUGAAUGUUUAUUCGAUUCUAUGAUUUAUUAUCUUACAAACAAUAAUUUGAACACAUUGAAAGAAGAAAACUGUCCAUGUACAGGAGAGAAUUAUAAAGAAUUUUAUAAUCUCCAAAAAGUAUUUAUUAUAACUGGAGAUGAAGUAAAGAAAAUACGCCAUUACAUUGAUAGAUAUAUGCAUAAGAAAGAUGAGAAUGUCCUUAAGGACGUUUACCCUCUACUCAAUAAAUGUGUGGAAGAUAAACAUGUGAAAAGUCCAGAAAAUCAACAUGCAUAUGGAGCUCUAUUGGAUAAAUUUGGUAAAAUGGAGAUAUUCUGUUUUUUCUAUCCUCGUGAGAAAUCACCUCGGAGGAAAGUUGCACAUUCUGAAUUGCAACUUCUUCAUUUUAUACAUCAUCAUAUUGGAAAACGGAGGAAUCUCAAUGUUCUAAUUUUUACUCAAAAAAGUCCAUGUUUCGAUUGGGAAGGUGAAAGUGUUCAGACUAUAGACGACUAUUUUAAUAGUGAAUGUAAAGAAAAUGGAGUUAAAUGUUUUAAGGCUUUAGUAUACAAUGCUAAAACCUGGAAAGGCGUUUCCUCCGUCAUUUUGUUCUACGAGCAUGUCUAUUUUAAGUCACUAACCUCCACCAGCAACCCCUCCCGCCCCUGUAUUUCUUCAGAAGACAUAAGAUCUGAUUUAGAAUCUAAUGAAUUUAAGUUUACAUAUGAGAUCGAUAAAAAGCGCUUGGCUAAAUUAUUUAAAAUUAAGUAUGGUCCUCAUCAAAAAGAGGUUGCCAAUCUACAUAAUCGAAUUAUUGAUCGUAUUAUUAAAGAACUCAAGCUACAUUCUAAUCUUAUGACGUAUGAGGGUUACCUUUCCAUUGUGACGCCUGACUUAAUGAGAAGUGCAUGGAUUGAGGAUGAUCCAGAGUUUUUUUCAAAAUAUCCAGAUAAUCAGAACAUCUUCGAAGUGAUGCUAAACUAUUUUUGUGAAGACUUGGGGAACAAAAGGGAUAGACUUUUGAAGGAAAAAAAACAUGAGAUGGAUAAUGAGGAACUAUUUAAUAAUCUGAAAAACUACAUAAACGAGUCAGGCAUUAUAACAUUGUGCCGCGUUCCAUAAUAAAUUGUUUAUGCACUGCAGUGGUGGCCGCUUGUCUUUCCACUACCAGCUACGCCAAAGAAAGGCUAGCUAUUCAUUGACGUGGAAUGCCCAUUAAAUACCUGAGGAGUUAGUUUCACCGAUUCACAUCGGUUACAUCAGCAAAACUUAUUUUUGCUCCGACUUUAGCUUAUGGAUAUUCGGCAGCGUUAUACUCAGUGUAACGGGUAUGCAGCGGACGUGCUCUUGCUCCGCCAGGGCCGUCGUUCGCUGCCAUCGGGAGUCGAACCUGCCACCUCAACAGACCGAAGGUGGCUUCGCUCGUAUCUUUCUCCGCCUUCAACGGCUCGUGGCAUGUUACAGCGUCAUUAUAGAUUGUUGACAUGUUUUUCUGGAGCAAAGACGAAGAUGAAUAAAUCAUGUCUGAUAACCACAAUAUUGUUAUGGUCUUUGUAUUGUUAUAACUUUAUGUCAGUUAACACUACGAUUGCAUUAACAAAAACUGUAAGCUAAAAAUAUAGCAUCUGUUGGACUGGACAAAAACUCAUAGAACUGGUAACUCUUUGAGCUAUUAGGUGCGUUCGACAUGGACUGCGGCUGCAUGAAACGACCGGCGAGAGUAGCCGCUUGCAGUUGGGAAGGAGUU